GGCAACAUCGGCGGGGAGACGUGCAAAUGAGACUCGUGCCUGCUGUCGGCUCCUCUACAAAGCGGCACCUACAAUGGGAGACGGACUCUCCUCUAUGGAUUGCCAUAAUAAUAAAUCAACCGCAAUAAUAUUUGUCAAUCCUGCAAACGGGGUAAGUCCAAACCUGCCUCAUCAGCAAGACUUCUCUGAACAGUGGGUGAUAGGCAUGGGCACAGUCAUGGCAGUCAUCGUCCUGAUCAUAGUGCUGGGCAACCUGCUGGUGGUGUAUGCCAUCGCAAAGAACCAGCGGCUGCAGACCCUAACCAAUGUUUUCAUUGUAUCUCUGGCCUGUGCAGAUCUGAUUAUGGGACUCCUAGUGGUCCCACUCGGCGCGACCUUGGUGGUGCGAGGUAACUGGCAGUACGGCUCGGUUUUCUGCGAAAUGUGGACUUCUGUCGACGUGCUGUGUGUGACAGCCAGCAUCGAGACUCUGUGCGUGAUCGCCAUAGACCGUUACAUCGCUAUCACCUCUCCCUUCCGUUACCAGAGCUUGCUCACUAAAGCCAGGGCGCGGGUGAUCGUGUGUGUGGUCUGGGCGAUUUCUGCUCUCAUCUCCUUGCUCCCCAUCAUGAUGCACUGGUGGAGAGACGACGGCCCCGAUGCCAUUCGCUGUUACAAUGACCCAUGCUGCUGCGACUUCGUAACCAACAAAGCCUACGCGGUUGCCUCAUCCAUCAUUUCCUUCUACUUGCCCCUGGUGAUCAUGAUCUUCGUCUAUGCCCGCGUCUUUCAAGAAGCCAAAAAGCAGAUGAAGAAGAUCGACAAGUGUGAGGGGAGGUUUUACACCAGCCACUUCAUCCCAAACGGCAGGGCAGGCCGAAGGAGACCUUCCAGGAUUAUAGCCAUCAGGGACCACAAGGCUUUAAAGACCCUGGGGAUUAUUAUGGGGACGUUUACCCUUUGCUGGUUGCCUUUCUUUCUGGCAAAUGUGGUGAAGGCGUUCCGCCCUGGCAUAGUCCCUGACAAGCUCUUUCUGUUUUUUAACUGGCUCGGCUAUGUCAACUCGGCUUUCAAUCCCAUCAUUUACUGCAAGAGUCCCGACUUCAGGGCGGCCUUUAAAAAGUUACUCUUUUGCCCCAGCGCCACGGACAGCAGACUGUAUUCGGGCUCUGGGGAACUGUCCCGCUGCUCAGGAAUGUUUGGCGGUACUCUGGAUCCCAGUAGCCUGGAGAAUUGGUCGGAGUGGAGCAGGGUGCAGGAAAGCAACGGGGGCGAUGUGGAUUCGCAGAAGGACAACCUCCGUCAGGAAGAUGAAGAGUCGCAGUUCUAGGACGCCCAACCGAAAAUUCGCACCGAAAGCGAGCGCACAGCAGCCCCGAAGGACGGGGAGCCUCGUGGCUGGAGAGGCGUUACCCGCUCGGUCUAGUUCUGUACGCGCCAAUUCAUUGUAAAAACCACAGAACCUUCACGGCAAGAUUUCUCCUUAAGCGUUCGCCCCUAGCAAUAUUGGAGAAGGCAUUGAAGAGCUACUUCAUAUCAACACUAAGAUUUGGACCAGGGCAAAGAAUGCAGCAUUCUCCAGCGGGGCUGGCACGGGUGAUGGAUGGGAUAAUCUGGACAGUAAAGGAACGAGCUGUGAGGCUGGGCCAGUUUUGCAGUGAAAAUGGUUUUGCCCUGGUCACAUUACAUUCCACAGUGAAAAGAGAUUUCCGAUAACCAGAACGUCGAGGGCCCCUGCAUUUCCACAUCGAUUGCCUUAACAUAGAUGGUCAUGUCACUUACCCGAGAAACAGCAAAUACUGUACUUUUGUUGUGAUGUUGUUUCUUUAAACAUUUUAGAAUACGUGUAACAGAGCAACCAUAAGCUUUAUUUUGAAACAACUUGACCACACUGGCUGUACUUUCUAAAGAGAUUUAAGAUUUUUUAAGGACUGUUUAUUAUCUCACAGUAUUCUAUGAUCCCUAUCCUCACCUUGUAUCGUGCUGCAUGUGAGCUUUGGAAGUAUCGAUGUUCAAGAAUGGACGCUGCCAGAUUCAUGGUGAACCAACCUGCAACCUCAGUGCUCAAGAUGGAUGAAGAUGGGACUAUUAUUUAAUAUAAAUUAAAUUCCACGGAGGACCAACUUAACCCACAUGCAGUCCCUGAAAGUGUUUAAAGUUGGUAUUUCUCGAAUAUGAACAUUAUCUAUAUAAGUUACUGCUAAAGUUAGUAAAGUUAUAGCCAAAAUCUCCCGCUAGAUUUUCGGAGACAAAGUAUUCGUUUCGGUGAGGUAAACGGAGAAAAUCGGACUGGUGUUUCAUUUUGUACUGUAACAUUUGCCAAGUAAACAAAAAAAAGUUUAUCCUACUCCGUAUGAAAUUCACGUGCCGUCGUGUAUAACGUACUUGUCACAACGUCUGCUUUUUCCGCAAAUAUUUAUAUGUAGUAUCUUUAAAUGUGUG
Molecule: messenger RNA, 2421 nt
Organism: Pristis pectinata (smalltooth sawfish)
Lineage: Eukaryota; Metazoa; Chordata; Chondrichthyes; Rhinopristiformes; Pristidae
Gene: adrb1
Product: adrenoceptor beta 1
Exons: 2
Coding region: 74-1309 (411 amino acids)
Biological process (GO): positive regulation of heart rate by epinephrine-norepinephrine; adenylate cyclase-activating adrenergic receptor signaling pathway; norepinephrine-epinephrine-mediated vasodilation involved in regulation of systemic arterial blood pressure
Cellular component (GO): membrane
Molecular function (GO): beta1-adrenergic receptor activity
Source: RefSeq, a predicted model, not a curated record